UGAUGAAAAAAUGGAUGAUGAUGAUGGUUGGCUUAGUAAAGAUUCUCAAAAAUUAAAUAAAAAUAAAUCUGCAAAUUCGUCUUCCUCUCCAUUUAAUAAUCAAAAGUCGUUGUCACCUACAAGGGAUUCUCUUUUAGAAAAAUCAAAAAAUUUUAAUGAAAAGAUUUUUGAAAAUAAUUUUGUUGAAGAAAAAGAUGACGACACUGACACAGAACCUGGUGAAAUUCCAACAGAUUUUAACGAAACAAAUAAAUUAAAUAAUGGAGAAUUAAGUUUUUUUGAAAAUGAUGGUCCUGAUAAUCUUGAUAAAGAUAUUAUUUGGUUAAUUGGAGGAGGAAAAAGAAGUGAAAGUAGCAAAACGGUUGUUGGAAAUUAUAAAAAUGUUAAUAAGAAUAAUCUGGUUGAAGGAAGAAUUGAGGAACAUGUAAGGAUGGAAGAGGUUGAUAGUUGGUUUAGUAAAGAUUGUCAAAAUAAAUCUCAAACAUUUGAAGAUAAUUUAAAUUCUAAAAAUAUCGGUAAAAAACAAAUUGAGGAACAGGAAAAGCAAAAAGAAAUUAUUUUAUUAGAUGAUAAAGAAGAAGAGGAAAGUGUUGAAUUAAUUAGUAAUGAUGGGACAGAACCUGCAGAUAUAUUAAUUUUAAAUAAUUUUAUUGAAGAAAUUGAUAAUUCUGUUGGAAAUGGUCAAAAGGAACAUGAAAGAAUGGAAGAGAGUGAUGGUUGGUUAAAUAAAGAAGAUUAUCAAAAUAAAUCUCAGGCAUUGAAGGAUAAUUUAAAUUCUAAAAAUAUUAAAGAACAUCCAAAACAAGUUGAAGAAAAAGAAAUUAAUGAAAAGGAAGACGAAAUAAUGGAGGAAGAAGAAGAAGAUGGAUGGCUUAGCAAGGAUAGUGGUCAAAGUUUGGCAGGGAAGUCGAAAACAUUAAUUGAAGAAGAAAAUACCUCAAAAUCAAUUGAAAACACAUUUUCGCCUUUAAAGAAUUUUAUUCAACAAAAAGUGUUUGAACAACAAGAACAAUCACAAAAAACAAAGAAAUUAAUUGAAGAUUCUGAUUUUUUAAUUAUUGAGAAGCCAAUGUCUCCUUUAAAAAAUUUUAUUAUUCAACAAGAAGAACAGACAAAAAUUAAUGAAAAGAUUAAUGAAACUCCAAUUUUAAAUAAUAAGGAAGACGAAAAUAAAGAUGAUGACGAUGUUUUAACUGAACCAGGAGAGAUUCCUCCCUCAGAUUGUGAGACUGAGCCUGGUGAAAUACCUCCAUCAGAUAAUGAGUCUUUUGGUAGUACUGAGCCUGGAGAACUUCCACUUUCUGAUUUUGAAGAAGAAGAGAAGGGGGAAGAAAAAAUAAAUAAUUUUAAUUUAAAUAAUGAUUGGAUAAUUGAAAAAGAUGAAAGGAGGGAAAAUAAUACAAAAUGUUCUGAGACGGUUAUAAUUAUUCGAAUGGGGAUUUUAUAG
This is a messenger RNA of Meloidogyne enterolobii, 1447 nucleotides long. The record is from the annotation of a GenBank genome assembly. NCBI's taxonomy places the organism in Eukaryota, Metazoa, Nematoda, Chromadorea, Rhabditida, Meloidogynidae.